Stylonychia lemnae is the source of this 1590-nucleotide messenger RNA. The record is from the annotation of a GenBank genome assembly. NCBI's taxonomy places the organism in Eukaryota, Ciliophora, Spirotrichea, Sporadotrichida, Oxytrichidae.
AUGAGCACAUUCUGCAACAACUAGCUUUUGGACUAAUUAUCACAAAUAAAUACAUAAAGCACUAACAAAAUAGUUGAGGAAGAGACUAAUAUUAUUGCCAGAAUAGAUGAAAAAUACGGAGAACCAAUGAUGCCAGAGAGCGAUUCAAUGGAGGAGGAGAAAGGAUUAAUGAUGAUUAAUACUUAUGAGAGGAAGUAAUUGAAGAUGAAGAAGCAUAAGAGAGUUAAGAGAAGAAAGCUUCUCAGAAAUCUCCUCAAAUAGCCAGAAAGUCUAGUUAAGCCUCAAAGACUUGUACCCAAGCUGCCUAAAGACAAAUCUAAAGAUAAGAAGUAAUCAAAGGGAACUUAGUUACUUAGUUUCAUGGUAACUGCCAUGUUUUUCCCGUCUUAUGUAAUGUUCAGUACAUUGAAAUCAGCAGCAAAGCUGCCCCUUAUGCCUGCAUUAUGGAUUAUCAAAAAGUUCUAUCCAAAUAUUGUUGACGAUAUAAGUGUGAAAUCGAGAGAAAUUAAGAGUUCAGUAAAGGACUAAGCUGGCAAAAGCUUUAUGACUAUGAGCAGUUUAAUGGCAAAAUCAGUUCUCCUAAUGAUGACGUUAGCUCUAUCUAUGAUGAUAGGGACAUUUUUCUAUGCCUUUAUAUUCUAUGUAAUAAUGCCUCAUGAUGCCUAGAUUAAGCCUCUAUCCUUCUAAGUUUCCUCAAUAAUAGACUAACGAAUUGAUGAGAAAUCCAACUUAAUCAGUCAACCAUAAUUAGUUGCUUUGGUACCAGUAGGUUCCUAAAAAUCAGGAUUUAAAAAUACUUAAGAUGUUGAGAUUGAUUUAAGAAUGGACGAUGAACUCUACAACAUCGAUGUUGAUUUCGGAGUUUCUGAAAGUGACUACAAUAUGUAAAAAGGAAAUAUCUACCUGAAUGCGAAAGUGAGUUCCUAUGUUAAAAAGCAUGACACUCUAAGUUAUCAUAGAAUAAGUCACAUUUCUUACAAGUCUGGUUAUAUCAUUUGGGUCAAAGAAAUGUUCAGAUAUGUGCCAGUAAUCAACAUAUUUUGCAAUUGUGAGCCUAAGCAAACAGUUACUGUUCAUAUUGUGGAGAAUUUUAACAAUGCUGAGUUCUAAGCAAAAGCAAUUGAGAUAAUUUUGAGUAAUGCUUCAAUUGUAUUUUCUGAUGCAGUGCUAAGGAUUACACCAGCUCUGUUUGGAAUAAGGUACUUAAUGGGCAGUUGGUUUUUCACCUCAUCUUUCAUAUUCAUCACUAUAUUCACUUCAAUUAUCUUUGUUACCUUCAUAGCAUUUUAUUUGGUGGCUAGAACACAAAUAAAGCAUUUACUGUUUAAUAUGUACCCCUAAGCUAAAAAAUCCAAAUCUAAGAAGAAUUAAUUCUUGCAAAAGAAAAAACAAUAUAAGGAAAAGGAUGAAGAUAUUGAUUCGUCUCAGUAAUAGACAGAUAUAUUCUCAGAUUUCGAGUCCUCAGACUAACAUGCUCAUACUGAUGAAGAUCAUGAUUAAGAGGAACAAUAUGAUCCCAAUAAAUUAAUGGAAGGUAGAUGUGUAGCCGAAAGAAUAUUUGUAUUUCUCAUAAGAGCUCUGGUAGAGUGA